Molecule: messenger RNA, 3378 nt
Organism: Prorocentrum cordatum
Lineage: Eukaryota; Dinophyceae; Prorocentrales; Prorocentraceae
Source: the annotation of a GenBank genome assembly
AUGCCGCCAGAUAGGCUGGAUACCAGGCGCGUCAACGAGCGCGCGCACGAGCGCACCAAAGAGGUGCACCCUGGCCCUGCGGCGCGGUGGCCCUCCUGGAGCGCGAGCUACGGCUGGCUCGACACGCCCACGUGGCCCUUCGCCAGCGCCGCAGCUGCGCGUGCGCCAGGCGUGCGGGGGCCCAAAGCCAAGGGCUCCCACGAGGGCGCGAAGUUCGUGAAGGUGGAGUUCCUCCUGGGGGUGACGGUGCGGCGGCUGCCGAGGCGGCUGCGGCAGGGCUGGCUCUGGCGCCCGUGGCGCCCCCGGCUGGCGGCGCCGCGGCUGGCGACUCGGCUCCUCCUGACGGCGGCGGGCGGCCUGGCGGCGCGCAGCAGCGGUGCCGCUGGCCGCCACGGCCUCGGCUGCGGCCAUCCUGGGCCUUCCGACGUGGACUUCCCCGCGCAGGCCGCGCGCUUGAAGUCCAGCGCCACGAAGGGCGUCUGCCGCGAGGUCGCGCAGCUCGAGGAGGUCCCGCAGGGGCCGCUCGUCGGCCUCUCGUCGGAGACGCGAGGGGGGCUGGGGCAGAGGCUCGCGAGGCAGAGGAGCUUGCUCGACGCUCGGGGCGGAGCAGCUGGCCAAGCGGGCAGCGCAGCCCAAAACAGCCGCCCUGCGCUCGGCGGGCCUCGCGCUCGGCAAAACGAGGCAAGGGUCCGCGGCGAGGAGAUUGCCUUGCAGGACACCGAGUCCGCACUGGCCGAGGCGCCGAGGGCACUCCGCGAGGCCCACCAGCGCGCGGCGGAUUGCCUGCAGGCGGCCGAGCAGGCCAAGAAGGUCGAGCUGCUCAAGCAGGGCUUCGGGGCGAACCUGGCUGGGGCGUUGGAGGCCCUAUCGCGGCGGGCGGCGGCCAUCCGUGAGCGCGGGCCGUUCCGUUCACUGGCCCGCGCGGCGCGGGCCGGCAGCUGCCCGGCUGAGGGCGGUGACAUCGACGGCGACGACAGCGACGCGGAGCUCCUGCCGCGCCCCGAGCUCGCGCGCGGGCUGGCCAAUGCGGCCGCGCCCAUCACCGAGGACUUGCUCCUGGUCGACGGCCCCGGCGCCGCGGGGAGAGCGGCCUUCGGCAACCUGGUGAUCGUCGGGGCCAGUGGUGCCAACCUGCAGGCGGAGCGCGCCGCUGGGGCGGCCUCGGCCUCCUGCGGCGCCCGCGAGGGGCCGCAGCCGGGGCCGCACGCGGAGCUCCGAGGGGAGCCCUUGGCAGCCGAGAGCGUCGCCAGCGCCCAGCCUCCUCAGUCUCAGCCGCAGGCGCCUCUCGUCGGCGCGCUGCUGCGCGUGCUCGGCAAGGCGGCGCCGGAGCCCGCCUACUCGGAGCCAGAGCUGCACCAGAGGACGUCGUUCAAGCUCCGGCGGAGCGUAUCCACCAGAGUACGCGCCCAGGUGGACUCGUGGGAGCCUGCCAGUGCUGCUGGCGCGGGGAGGCGGGAGCAGGACGACCACUUUGCAGACAGGACCGUGCUCGACUGGCAUGACGACGCGGCCCGAGGCCCAGAUGCGGCGGCCGCGCCAGGCGGUGGUGCCCCGGAUGCAGGGCGACCGCUGAUGCGGAUCGUGAGGAUGCUGAUGGCGGACCCGCUGGGGGAGCCACCGGGCGGCCAGGGCGCGGCCGGGGGCUCGGCCGAGCAAGCUCCGGCAAGCCCAGCAGGUAGCAACGUGUCUGAGAUCGAGGUUCUAGAGGAGUGCAGCGUGCCAGGUGCUGCAGCCGGCCGGACAGUUUGGCCACACGGCUGUGCAGACACAGCCGCGGUCAGCCCGGCGGGCUGCGAAGUUUCGGUGGUCGAGUGCCACGAGGAGCAGAACGGCGACUCUCAGAUUAGCACAAGAAGCCCGGGGCCAUGGCCACGCGGCCGGGCAGGUGCCCCCGCAGCCAGCCCAGCGCGCAGCGAGGACUCUGUGGUAGAGUGCCCCGAGGCAGCCAUCGACGCCAUCGACACUCUUGGUGUCGAAGUGGACGAGCAGGGUCGACCAGGUGCAACCGCGGACGGUCAGAAUGCGGAUCUGGUUCCUGGAGCUUGGAUGCCUGUCGAGGCCGCCAGGGACUGCGAGGGCGAAGCGCGCCUCGGCGCCGUCGACAGCCCUUGUGCCGAAGUGGACGAGCAGGUUCGAGCAGGUGUAUCUGUGGACGGUCGGAAUGCGGAGUUGGCCCCUGAAGCUUGGAGGGCUGCUGAGGCCGCCAGGGGCUGCCAGGGCGAUACGACCACCAACGGCUGCGAAGACGAGGGCUGCGCGGCCGCUGGCGUGCUCGCCCUGGCGGCGCGCUUCGGCAAGACCGUGCAGCGACGAGCCUCUGCAGCCCCGCGCACGGAUCGGCCCGGGAGCCAGGCUGCAGCCGCAGACGCAGACCCUUGUCCACAGCCCGGCGUCGACGGCGCCAUGGGCAGCGCGCAGGCGCCGGCGAGUGCCGCAGCGGGCGCUGCAGAAGCCGGCGACGGGGCGCCGGCCGAGUCCAACCACGCGCGCCACUUGGGCGCCCUGGCGCUCGGCACCAUCGACCGGGCGCUGGCGGGCCGCAUCUCGUGCACCAGCAGCCUGCAGGAGCUCGCGAGCAUCCCGCUGCCGUUCGCCGGCCGCCCCCUGGGGCCGAGCCCGCCGCACCUCGGGACCUGGAUGGUGUGGAUGGUGCACCGCCUUGCGCUCGACGACCCGUCGCUGACCGAGCUCGACUUCUCCACGUACGCCAUGCCGCUGCCGGAGGACGAGCCCCGCAUCGCGCCGAAACUGUGGGUGGCCCUGGCGCGCAACACGCACCUCAGGAGGUUGCUGCUUGAGGACACGAAUCUGCGGAGCGGCGGGGAUGGUGCUGCACGGGGGCCGGCUGCGGCCCUGGCCAGCAACAGGGUCCUGCGAGUCCUGAACAUCUCCUCGAACUUCCUGGGGCCCCGAGAUCUGCAGGCCAUCUUCGAGUCGCUGGGCCAGAACGCAGCUCUCGAGGAGCUGCGCUGCAACAACCAGUUCUGCGAGCCAGUGGACCUGGCCGCCUACAAAGCCCUGGCCGAGGUCAUGCGGCAGGGCUGCUCCCUGCGAAAGCUCGGCCUGGAGCUCAGGGACUCUCACCACAGGGACCAGAUCAACCGCGCGCUGGUCCGGAAUGCUGACGUAGCCAGGAAGAGGCUGAAGCACAGGAGGCUUGGGGGAGGAUGAAGAGGUGCGACCUCUCCACACCCUCCCGAUUCGCAGUUCCACCAUCUCAGGCGGUCCCCCCCCUGGACGCGUGCUCUUUUCCCAGCUGCCGCUAUCCACGCCUUCUGAGCAUUGCAUGGUGCACGUGCACGACGAUAGUUCUGAAUUCUUGCAGUCCGGGGCUGCCGUGGGCCAAGAGAACUCACGCGGGAGCCUCCAGCGGCGUAA